This is a messenger RNA of Carica papaya (papaya), 1014 nucleotides long. The record is from RefSeq and is a predicted model, not a curated record. Lineage: Eukaryota; Viridiplantae; Streptophyta; Magnoliopsida; Brassicales; Caricaceae.
AUGGCGACAGCACGAUUGAUAUCGACGACUACGAUCCAGGCAGCUGCAGCCGCUGAUGGCAACGAACCAUUUCCACGAGUCGAGUUAACUCCAUGGGAUCUUCAGCUUCUCCUCGCAGUCUCCACCGAUUACGACGAUGGCACGACGUCGUACUAUAUCCAGUGCAACAAUAAGGGAGCCAUGUUUGUUCAUGCGGUGGCUGAUGGGUUAACCAUGGCGGACAUUCUUGAGUCUGUCUACGUUCCUCGUCUUGUUCGUUCUUUUUUCGCGUUAAACGUGGUUUCUAACUAUGAAGGAACUUCUCGGCCAUUGCUUGCAGUGCAGGUGACGGAGCUUGAAGAUGGGAUCUUCGUAAGCUUGUCUAUAAACCAUGCUGUCUCUAAUGGGACGUCAUUUUGGCAUUUUUUCAACUCGCGGGCUGAAAUCUCUCGUAGAUUUGAUCAAAUCACCAAGCCUCCGAUCUUCCAUCGCUCGAUCACGACUGUGUCUUACCGUCCGCACUGAAAGAAAAAAAAAAACUUCCAUUUUUCACAAGAAAACAUUGCGAGACUCAAAGCGCAAGCCAACGCCGAGAUCGGCACAACCAACAGGAUCUCGUCCGCGCAAGCACUCUUGUCUCACCUCCGGCGAUCUAUAAUUCGAAACGGGAAGCUCGACCUCGAUGAAGAAACCAGUUUCGCCAUACUGAUGGGGACCAGGUCAAGACUCGAGCCGCCUCUGACAGAACAGUACUUCGGAAACGCAGUGCAGGGUAAGUAUCUGACAUUAACAGUGAGCGAGCUGCUUGAGCGGGGACUAGGCAACGUCGCCCAUGAAAUGAACAAGAUCAUCGCCAGUUUCAGCAAGGAUAUGCUGAGGAGGUUCUCGGAAUCUUGCGUAGAAAAGCUGGAAAUGGUGUCGGCUUCUGGCAACAAUACGAAAAAGAAUAUGCUUUACUCGAGCAGUUCGCCGAGAUUUAAUAUAUAUGGGUGUGACUUUGGGUGGGGAAGACCGGUGGCUGUGAGAACAAUAUGA